Molecule: messenger RNA, 2877 nt
Organism: Lecanosticta acicola
Lineage: Eukaryota; Fungi; Ascomycota; Dothideomycetes; Mycosphaerellales; Mycosphaerellaceae
Source: the annotation of a GenBank genome assembly
AUGACGCCCUUCAAGCCGCCGACAUUCAAGCCGCCUACCUUCGUCAAGACACCACUCCACGACGAGUCGCCUGCUGAGCCUCCAGCAAAGAAGCGCCGCAUCAGCCAGGAUGACGAGACUGUGAAUCUUGAGGCCACCAAAGCCGCCGUCCAGCUGCUGAAGAGGCCAGCUCCGCCUAGGAAAUUUGUUCCGCCGCCAGCGAGACAGCCUCUGGCCCCAGUCAGCAAUCCCAGCACUCCGUCUCAGAGCGAAUCUUCAGAGACCUUGCUGAAGACCUACUACACAGUCCUCUGGCGGAAGUUCACCACGAAGAAGAACAAGACUUGGGAUGGCGAUGGUGUGUUGACGGUACUUGGAUCUUCCGCCGUUCUCCAGGACGAUGCCGGGAAGGAGCUUGGCCGUGGCACUUGCAAAGGCCCGCUUCUCGUCGGCUCCGAACUGUCUGUUGGAGGCAAAGAUGUCCAAGUCGAGUCGAUGAUCCCCAAGGAAGAAUACACUUCGGGACGAGUCUUUCUCGCAGCCACCAAGCCCGCACCUGCACAGUCACUGAAACAGAUCAACGGCACAGCCAGAGUCACCAACAAGGAACAGGCGAAACACGACAAGAUCGCCGCAACGCAGAAAGAGCGAUUGGUGUCAAGUGCAGUCACCAGCAAAGCCGGUAAAGCUUCUUUCAAGGCGCCGCUGAUCGUCAACACCGUUCAGGUGCCCAAGAAGAACGCUACCAUCCCAGUCCCAAGACACGACCCGAAAGCCGAAGAUGCUGUGUUGAUGCGGAGGCCAAGUAGUGCGCCAAGAGGCAAGCAGAUUGUUGAUGUGGUCGUGGACCCAUUACUCAGCCGCAAGCUACACGCACAUCAACGCGAAGGAGUCGCGUUCAUGUAUGAGUGUGUAAUGGGCAUGAUGGACUAUGUUGGCGAGGGUGCCAUUCUCGCCGACGAGAUGGGCCUCGGAAAGACACUGCAGACCAUAGCACUGCUGUGGACCUUGUUGAAGCAGAACCCCAUUUACGAGGACGGCCCAGUCAUCAAGAAAGCUCUCAUCGUGUGCCCGGUGACUCUCAUCAAUAAUUGGCAGAAGGAGUUCCGCAAGUGGCUUGGCAACGAGCGCAUUGGUGUCUUCGUCGCCGAGAAUAACAAGAUGCGCCUCACAGAUUUCACCCGAGGAAGAGCAUAUCAUGUCAUGAUUAUCGGGUACGAGAAGCUCACCAAGGUACAGGAUCAGCUCAAGGGAGACUGCGGGAUCGACAUAGUCAUUGCAGACGAGGGCCAUCGACUGAAGGCGGAAAAGAACAAGGCUGCUGCCGCCAUCAAGUCGAUCAAUACAGACAGGCGAAUCAUAUUGAGCGGGACUCCCAUUCAGAACGAUCUCUCUGAGUUUUACCAGAUGGUGGACUUUGUCAAUCCCAACAUAUUGGGCAAGAAAGCUGCGUUCCGACGAGAGUUUGAAGACCCAAUCGUCAAGAGCCGACAGCCUGGUGCCUCUGCAUCGGACGUGGAAAAGGGAGAGGCGCGCAGCGAACAUCUGGCCGGACUCACGCGAAACUUCAUCUUACGACGUACUGCAGAUGUCAUGGCGAAGUUCUUGCCGCCGAGAACUGAUUACGUGGUCUUCUGCAAGCCAACCCCAGUACAGGCUUCAGUGUAUCGUAGCAUCAUCGGCUCGCAAGCAUUCCUGGCGGCUAUGCACAGUCCAAAGUCAGCGUUGCAGCUCAUCAAUGUCUUGAAGAAAGCUUGCAACAGUCCAAGUCUACUACUCAAAGCCAACGAUGAAGGCGAAGGGCGCGUGAGCUCAGAGCUUCUGGAAGACGUGUCGCCGAGCGACUUGAGGUUUCCAGGGACCAGUGGCAAGGUCCGAGUACUCGACUCGCUGCUCCGUGAAAUCUACACUGCGACUGAUGAGAAGGUCGUCGUUGUCAGCAAUUACACUUCGACGCUAGAUGUGCUGGCCAACCUGAUGACCUCGAUGGACUACCAAUUCCUUCGCCUCGACGGUGCCACACCAAAGAACAAGCGACAAGAACUGGUAGACCGCUUCAACAACUCUCCUCAGAAGGCCGCAUUCGUCUUUCUGCUCUCUACAAAAGCUGGAGGAGUUGGAAUCAAUCUCAUCGGAGCUUCUCGAUUGAUUCUUUUCGACUCAGACUGGAAUCCUUCUAAUGACUUGCAAGCUAUGGCUCGCGUCCACCGCUUUGGCCAGCGCAGGACUUGUUUCAUCUACCGACUGCUGGUACAAGGGGCAUUGGACGAGAAAAUCUUCCAGCGUCAGGUCAGCAAGACAGGGUUGGCUGACAGCAUUGUCGAUCGGAAGAGUAAUGCCAGUGGCUUUACUCAGGCCGAGCUUCGUGAUCUCUUUACUUUCGAUGAGAACGACGACUGCCAAACGCACCGUCUAUUGGGCUGCACUUGCGGUGGGAAUGGGUUGCCGAUAGGAGAGGCAGCUAGAGAAUCCGCAGAAAAGGCUCAGGUCGCCCGUAAUGACUUGGUAACCCUCAGCGGUAACGAUGAGACGGAAGUGCUCUACCUGGCCGAUAGCGACGAAGAAGCGAAUGUGAAUGCCUCGAAGGGUGCUUGGAGAGGGACUGCUAAGGAUUACGACCCCGAUGCGGUCGAGGAAGAGCAUAGACGACAGACACAGGAAGGGAAGAUGCUGAGUCUGAUGCAGUGGACUCACUUCAACACGGGGCAUGUUACCGCGAAUGCGUCUGAUCAGGACGACACGGAGGCUUCAGAGCUGGAUGAGGUCGGGAUCGCGGUGGAAGACGACGCUCUUCGUACGGUCAUGCGCGAGCCUGGUCGUCGUGUUGGCUACGUCUUCGCUAAGCUCAGUGCUUCCACCACUGCUUCGCAUGAAAAGCCAGACGCGCAGGCGAGAUGA